AUGAUAACGAACAUGAAAUUGGGUGCAUCCAGAGCCACUUCAUUUUUAAAUUACACCUCCAGUAUAUUUUAUCGCCCGCAGAAAUAUCGUGCUAUCCGACCUCGAGAUGCAGGCACUAUAUUAGGACUUAAAUCCAACUUUAUUGAUAUCAUCACAUUGCUUAAUACUCAGCAUAAUUGGCCAAUUCAACAACCUACUCCUCCUCCACCUGCACUCGACAAAAGUUUAUACCAUGGUGUGUUUUCAGUACAAUUAUCCCAAGGAACAAUUGAUAUCAAGACCGAAGUUAGACAGCAUACAUUGCUUGCAUCCGUUGCAUUAGCAGGUGGUUGUUAUGGUGUUCUCACCACCAUUUAUAUCCUACUAUUUGGCAUGACCCGAUUAACACCAUGGGGUCUCGUACAUCAUAUACCCGUCUUUAUCAGCAAGCAUCGAAAUCACGACAUGAUGAACAAGAAAUUCAUCCAAGAGGAAGGCAUGUACCAACAGGACCAAGAUACCCAUACCAGCAAGAGCGACGCAAAGAAAAAGGGGUUCUCCACCUCCGUCUUAAUCCCAUGGUUUUUCCGCAGUAGCAAAUUGAGAAACAGCAAUGAUUCAUUUACCUCAGCGGAUGUCAAAGAAGCGAUUAUGACACAAAUGAUUAAUGAGGAUGAUAAACAAUAUAAUGAUAUCCCAUUGUCGCCUUUACCACGCCAUGGAACGGCUGAGAUCAUGUAUCAAUCACCUCAGUUACCUCUUCAACCACCUGCGCUCCCACCUCAUUAUAACACAGCGAGUGGUAGUACGAGCAGGAGUGAUGAUGCAACGCAAGUGAACCAGGGCGCAUUACUUCAAAAGCAACAAGCCAAUCCGUGGGAGGAAAGAACCACGGAAUUAUCUAACCGUGUGGAAGAGCUUGAAAUUAUCUUGAGCGAAUAUUUUAUCAAUACGGCUUAUUUGGAUCAAUUACGAGCCAGAAAAAGCUCUAUUUUAUCCAAUGCCCAUAAGCAACAAGAAACAAAGCACGAUAAUUGA
Mucor mucedo is the source of this 1017-nucleotide messenger RNA. RefSeq lists its product as uncharacterized. Bases 1 to 1017 code for a protein of 338 amino acids. The transcript has 5 exons. NCBI's taxonomy places the organism in Eukaryota, Fungi, Mucoromycota, Mucoromycetes, Mucorales, Mucoraceae. The record is from RefSeq and is a predicted model, not a curated record.